This is a messenger RNA of Hemiscyllium ocellatum (epaulette shark), 2422 nucleotides long. RefSeq names its product IQ motif and ubiquitin domain containing (gene iqub). Gene Ontology annotation, biological process: cilium assembly. Gene Ontology annotation, molecular function: protein binding. The record is from RefSeq and is a predicted model, not a curated record. The transcript is spliced from 15 exons. Gene Ontology annotation, cellular component: motile cilium; acrosomal vesicle. The coding region runs from base 63 to 2420 and encodes 785 amino acids. NCBI's taxonomy places the organism in Eukaryota, Metazoa, Chordata, Chondrichthyes, Orectolobiformes, Hemiscylliidae.
UUAUUGACUGUAGCAAAAUUGGAACAGAAAACUCUUUAGAAGUUGUCUCUGAUCAAUCAACAAUGAAGCCAGAAGAUGUGACAGUGAGAUCAGACACUCUAAUUUUGGACUGUUCGAAAUGUACUACAACAGAGAGCCCUACACCGAUUGUCUCAAAUGAAUGGCUAGAAGAAGAACCAGAAACUGAACCUGCAAUAACCUGUGAAGAAUUAAGAGCCAAGUUAGAAGCACAGAUAGCUGCUAUUGCAUCAGUGCAUGGUAAAAUUGAACCCGAAAAGACUGAGACACUAGUUUCCAAAGGCACAGAUGCUACCGAAUGCUUGGUUUAUCGAUCUCCACCAACUGCUGCUGACAGAGACUUAAAAAAGAAAUCAGUACUGCAGGCAUAUCCUCCACUACCAAAGACACCACCACCAGAUAUUGCAAGUAGUACAGUCACAGUUAAAGUUGCCCUACUUCCUACUGGUGAUGUUAUGACCGUGGCACUCCCCAUCUGCCUUACAACAGGGAAGCUAAAAGCACGAUUUGGAAAAGAGUUGAAAGUACCAGCAAAUAAAUUGGAAAUAACAUGUGACAGCAAAAUAGCUAAGGACUCUGAAACACUGGUAGACUUAGGAGUCAGACCACAUGGCUCUAUCCAGCUGGAACUGACAUCUGUUGAUCCUGAAAAAUACCCAAUCAAACUAAUUAGACCACAGCAGGAAUCUGCCACGUCUGAUGUGAUAACUGUCACCAUUCAAAAAGAUGAUGAGACUUGUUAUUGUGUUGUGGUGGAGAUCGAAAGACGUCCUUAUCACAAGCCUUUUUUGGGUGGCUUCAGGCACAAGAUUACAGGAAAAGAAUUUCAUCAUGCAGGAACACAGACUCCGAUCAAAAAAACAAACUGUAGCUGUGUGGAGAGGUUCUGCAGGGAAACACAGACAGUUUAUGCCAAGAAUCAGUAUCAGCAAACAACAAAUAACACAUCCACACAAAUGACCAAAAUUGGCUGUUACGUGUCUAAUAUCACAGACAAAUUGGUUACUCCAGGAAAAUACUUCACUGCUGCAGAAUACCAUGCUCAGAGAUUGAAAGCGGUAAUUGUGCUGCAGACCCACUUUAGACGCUGGGCUGCUAAGAAUUAUGUUCAACAACUGAGGAUGCAAAGGGAUAGGAGGAUACAAUGGGAACAGGAGCAAGAACUGAAAAUUAAAAUGGGAAAGCAAGAAUACUUGAAGAAACAGUAUGAAAGAAGAAUGAAUCCUAAGACAAAAGAAGAUUUUGAUCUACUCUUUCAUGCAUUGGAAGUGUGGAAACAGGAGGAGCUGAGUAACAUAAACCGUACUCUUACUGGACCAGAGAGAAAAGCAGCUCUUUACACGCUGCUGGAGCAAGAAGCACAGCUUAUUGCAUCAAUUUCUCGACACAAAGUUGAUGCUGCUAAGGAAACUGGACCAAAACUAAUUCAGAAUCUUUUGAAUAAGUGUGCAGAUCCCAUAAGGUGGAAAGCAUAUGAUGGGCGAGUCACUGAAAUGGACACACCGUUCACCAUCCGGGCCAGAGAGCUACGAGAUAUUUACAACAGUAUUAACAUGAAAUACUUGACCCAGGACGAGCGGCUGGAUGCGCUUUUGACACUGAAGCAUACUGUCAAGGAACAUGACUGUAAGUUAACACAAGAAAUUGUGGAAUUGAUUGACAGAGAGGCAGAUCUUCUCAUGAGACAAGUAAAGGAAUCUUACCUGGAAGGACUCAGACAGAGAAUAUCAACACUCUUUCUUCAGUAUGUCAAAACACCAACAUUUAACCCAGAAAUUGCCAGAUUUCUUAAGGUCCCACAGGAUCCAAUGCAAUUACGCAAAAAUAUUUACUUCUGUUCGAGCUGUGGAAGCUAUUUGCCAUCCACAGAGUUCCCCUUGUCACUAACUUCACAGACUCUUAAAAUAUGUCGACAAUGCUUUAAGCUGAAUAAUGAAGCUCGACGUCGUGAAGAAUCGACCUUGUACAAAACAAUGCUUAAGCGGCUGAGAAAAACUGAGGCAAACUUUGAAGAUGGAUCCCGGCUGGCAUUCUUAUUACAGGAACAAGAUUUGAAGCAUCUGGUUGACAGUAUUUGGGGAACACAAUCUGCAUUGAGCGCUUCGAAUAAUCUGAAAGAUUUAACAAUGAUAAGGUGGGAUAAAAGGUUUGAGUGGUCUCCAUGGAACUGUAUCCUCCUUACAGAAGAAGAAGCUGUGGCCCAUCUUAAACUCAGCAAUAUUGAAAAGGAUUAUGAGGCCACAUUUGUUCGCAAGAUCAAGCAUCGGCACACUUUGGGAAAGACCUAUUUUUCUCGGAUUCCUGAAAUAGUCAAUUAUGCACACACUUGCUUGAUGCAAGACUUGACUUCCAUGAAUGACCUUGUAGUUGCAAACUCACUUCAUUCUAAACAGAAGUUGUAGAU